Chanos chanos (milkfish) is the source of this 771-nucleotide messenger RNA. It is a transcript of the gene h3-3a, whose product is annotated as H3 histone, family 3A. Bases 90 to 500 code for a protein of 136 amino acids. The record is from RefSeq and is a predicted model, not a curated record. The transcript is spliced from 4 exons. Gene Ontology annotation, molecular function: DNA binding; structural constituent of chromatin; protein heterodimerization activity. Lineage: Eukaryota; Metazoa; Chordata; Actinopteri; Gonorynchiformes; Chanidae. Gene Ontology annotation, cellular component: nucleosome.
AAGAAAACCGUUUUCAAACAGCUGUGAACUUGUACACAGGAACAGAAAGAGUACACCGUUGACGAGUUUAAGUUCGAAUUUGAAAUACCAUGGCUCGUACCAAACAGACUGCCCGGAAAUCCACUGGAGGCAAAGCUCCCCGAAAACAAUUGGCUACUAAGGCAGCAAGAAAAAGCGCUCCCUCUACCGGUGGCGUCAAAAAACCACAUCGAUACAGGCCGGGAACUGUUGCCCUGAGAGAGAUUCGUCGCUACCAGAAGUCAACAGAGCUGCUGAUCCGGAAGUUACCCUUUCAGCGUCUGGUCAGAGAGAUUGCGCAAGACUUCAAGACUGACCUACGCUUCCAGAGUGCAGCCAUCGGCGCUCUACAGGAGGCAAGUGAGGCUUACCUUGUGGGUCUGUUUGAAGACACUAACCUGUGUGCUAUCCACGCUAAAAGGGUCACAAUCAUGCCCAAGGACAUUCAGCUGGCACGACGAAUCCGAGGAGAGAGAGCAUAGUGUAAUUUAAGCAUAACCUCGUUACCUCUUCCUCAUUAAGAUUUGUUUUUUCUUUUUUUUUCAAAUGGGAACAUUCAAGGCUAUGGGUUCAUGAGGAGAGCGCAACAUUUUCUAAGUCAUUGUAGCCUCAAGGUUUUUAAAAUCAUGUAUUGGAAGCAUUGUAGGGUAGCUGUAGUUUUCAUGCUGUAGUGUGGUAUUUAUCAAGAAGCUUAUUUUUACGUUCUGUUUAUUGGAUUGUAAAUAAACUUUUUUUUCUUUUUUUAUACACUAA